CACAUAGGCUUUAGCGUGUCGCACUGACAGAAUGGUCAUUUUGUCCAUUGAAGUAUGUUGUAAGUAGGUACUUCAUGUGAAGUUGUGAUUUAUUGUCAAAACAUUUACAUUAAUUUAUAUAUAAUAUACAAACUACAUGAUAUGAUCGAAUUCGAGAAUUAUAAAAGUAAUGUGGUCGUACGCGAUAAAUAUGAUUUUAAAGAUGUUCCAGUUAGCAAAGGUACCGUGUUUUGCGGAGCAACUGAACGAAUAUUUGAAAAGCAAGAAGAAGUUGAACGCACUUCACCAUUGUUGGCGGCAGCAGUUAUCGGUCUAGAUAACACAGCAAUUCCUAUUCCUAAGAAGUCCAAAUUCAUAAAUGUCUGGACAGAUCAUGAUGCACAAGAGAUAUUCUUGGACACUAAGCCAACGUGUUACGUUAUCUUUGGUAAAUCAGGUGCUGGUGCAUUUAAAAUUGGAGAAGCAUUAUCUAAACGCUUAAAUUGUAUCCAUUUAUGUCCAAAACAUAUUAUUUCUGAUGAGUUGGAACAGCGGAGCCAAACCGGGAGGACCUUGGAUUUCAAUUUGAAACGUAAUAUUCCUUGUAAUUUUGACGUUAUGCUGAAAAUUUUAAAGACUAAAGUACAGUCGCCUAGUGUUCAACAUAGAGGGUAUGUAAUAUCGGGAAUUCCUUUAGUACCAUCCAGUAAAGAUAAACUUUGUUUUAUCAAAGCAUUAUUUAGCGAAGAAGGUUUUUUAAUAGUAGAAGAUCUGUUGUUUGACAUUAUUUGUAAUAUAAAGAAAAAGAAGCCUACGAAAUCCGUUUCUUCGCCUAAUGCUUCUGAAAGUAGCCAAUUAUCUGGUGAAGAUGAAAAAGAAGAUGUGGAAGAAGAACAUCACGCAGAAGAAGAAGCUGUUGAAGAAGAGGAAGCAGCACCUGCUGCACUACCUAAAUUUAUACUUGAUUUCUGUUCCAAUGUUAUUGAACAUAAAAAAGGCUAUUAUAAAACCACGCAAGCGACACUCUUAACUCAGAUUGAGGAAAUAUUCAAAUUGAGUUUGGCACCUGACGUAAUCAUUCAUGCCAGUUGCCCAGAUUUAGACAUAGUGACAAUAAAGAAACAUAAAUAUUUGAACUACAAAACAGGUCAAAGCGAGAUGAAACCAUUUGAAUUUACCUAUGUAUCAGAUAUAAGAAGACCUCCUAAAUUUGUAAUUAGUGACUUCGACUUCCCUGAUCCUCCUCCUACUAUUUUUAACCCCAAAUACAACUGCCUAGUGCCCGGGCACUUUAAAGAAAGAUGUUUGAAUCAAAUCUGCAACUAUCAAAAUAUGGUUUUUCCAUUCAUGGAUAAGAAAAUAAAAGACUUUAACCCAAGAAGAUUUAUUGAAAUAGACGGACGAACAAAUUUGAAAAAAAUGCUGCACAAUGUAAUGGAAAGGCUUACAUUAUUGCACAUUCAGCCAGUACUUGUCCCAGAACCGCUGUAUUUACAAGAAUCUGCGGAAGAUAUUGAAGAGUUUUGGAAAUCAGUUUCGAGCUUUAAUACUAUUAAUAGUGGUGUUCUCAAUUUUAAACGUACCCCAUCACAUUGGUAUAAUCGAUGCCCAGUUGAACUUAAACUAAGGCGCUCCGUAGUAGGGAAUCCGAAGUAUGCAAUGGCGUUAUUUAAACACGUGUAUGUAAUGUCUUCGCUUGAUAAUUUUAUUUCAUUUUACAAAAACCCACGUCCUUACUUGAAAUUAAAGUACUUAGAACCUACUUGCAGAGUCAUAAUUGUUGGAACAAAAUCUUCUGGUAAAUCUAUGAUAGCGGAAUGUUUAUCGUGGAUUUUUGAUUGCCCGAUAACUAAUUUCGAAAACUUAUUGGAAAAAGAAAAAGAAAAAAAGUAUGAGAUUUUCGCUAGAUCUAUUUUGUCAGAAAUAAUAGCAACUAUAGAAGAUGCCCGGCAUCGAGAUUGGCAGAGGAGUGAGUCUGACCGAGAAACAAAAUUAAACGCUUGGUCUAAAAAUGUUCUCAAAUUAUUGAACGAAUAUUGUGAAUUUGUAAACAGUUUGAAACAAAAGGAAAAAGAAAAAAGGCCAGUUAAAAAACGAAGAACGAAGAAGGUAGCAGAGAAAAAAGAGUUACUAGAACAAGGAGAUCAGGAAUUGCUAGACGAUGUGAAAGAAGAAAAUCAGCUACCAGAGGAGGAAGAAAAACAAGUUCUAGUACUAGAAGAGGAGAAAGAAAUUGAAUAUACCAGUGAGGAAGAGCAUCCAAUUUUGGACCCUCAAGACCAAUUGAAAAUAAAUGCUCUCAGACAGAAACUUUUUUUUCUUCCAAUGCUCGAUAACAUAGAAGAGUGUGAAAUAGCCAUUUCUGAUAAGUCGUUUUUAGAAUAUGCUCCAGCUGAGUUAACCACAGUAACAAAAAAGCCUGCCAUACCUAUUCUAGGUGAUGAGGACGUAACUAUAGCUAUAUCAAAUUAUAUCUUAACGAACGAAUUAGGAAAGGAAAUAGAGCCUACUAGUGAUGAAAUAAUGUCCGAAAUAGUAAAACAUAUUUAUACUAUAGAUGAAAACCAUGAGCAAGAAACGAAUGGUGAAGAAUUAUAUGGAAAAUACAUUAUAGAUGGAUUACCUUCCGAUCCGGAAUAUUGGAGCCAUUUAAAUAAUCCAAAAUUAACGCCUGAUCACACAAUUGCUUUAAUAGAAAAUAAAGAAGUUGAUCAGGAGCUAAUGUUAUAUUACACUAAUCUUGAAAAGUGUACUAAAUACUACGCUGACAAAAUUUUGGCUGCUAAUGACCCUCUAAUUGAGACUAAAUUAGUAAGUGAGAAGACAAAACCAAUAAGUGUCAAAGAUAUUAUAGAAAAUCUUAUUGAUUAUAGUUUUAAUAGAGCUUUUAAUGCUAUCGUUGUGUCCGAAAAUCAAGAAAUUCCUGAAUCUAAUAUGACAUCUUUUAGUGAAUCUAUAGACAAAUUUCGGGAAGAUUGGGACAGUCUAAAAUUAAUGUUAGAAGAAAAAUCUAAAUCUUAUAUCGAAGUAGAACUUGAAAAUAAAACAGAUGUAGAAAUUAUUGAAGAAGUGUUAUUAAAGUUACGUAACAGCUAUACUUUUAUGCCGCCGGCCUCGAUAGAUGAAGAUGAAAAAAAUGACGAUGAUGAUGAUAUAGAUAGUGCUACUAAAGAUCUGCUGACCUACAAUGACCCGAAAUUUUAUUGCGAAACUUAUACUUACAGCCCCGUUACUUUUUUUAUACGUGAUACUCUAUGGAAGGGUAACCCCUCGUUUUCUUUAUUAUAUGAUAAUAAAGUUCAUAACUUUGCUAAUGAAGAGUUUUUAGAAAAAUUUCGACGAGACAAAUCUAGAUACAUGUUUUACAAUAAACCCCUCAAAGUAUUCCCAAAAAUAAAAGUUUGUCUUACUGGUUCGAUUGGGUGUGGAGCAACAGUUUUAGGAAAGAAAAUAGCUAAAGAGCUAGGUCUAUUGUACAUUAAUUUUGCAGACAUCAUUAAUUUUUAUAUGAAGCCUAGACAUUUCAAAAACGUGGGACGGAAAUAUGAAAAUAUGUUUAUAGACGAACCUUUGGAUGAUGAUGGUGUCGUAGAAUUUCAAAUGGGUGCAGAAGAUGAAAAUGAAAUGGGUGACAUAUUAACUAAUGAAACUGAAAUGAGACGAAUGAUUCAGUUUUAUUUUGAUCGUGGAACGCCUCUUACAUCAUUUCUCGCGCAGAAAAUGAUUAAAAAAAUUUGGUUUAAUCCUUUUGUACCCACUGGUUUUAUUUUAGAUGGUUAUCCAAGAAUGCCUAGCGACUUCGAAGAUAUGCUAUCAGCGACUUGUAUUCCUGAUAUCAUUAUAGAUCUGGCAUCUAAUUCCGACGUUGCUAUUAAACGAAUGGCUCCUGGUAUGUUUACACAAUGGAAAAACCAACAAUUAGAGGCAAAAGAAAAAGCUAAAGCAAAAUUAAACAAAGAACGCGAAGAAUGGAAUGACAGAAUAACUCAAAAAGUUGUAAUUAAACUUAUAUUUGAAGAAAUUUUUGAUAACAUGUUUUUUCCUCCGGGUGAUAAGGACAAACGCCUGUCCGUUGAAAGUGCUAUAAUGGACGCUCAUCCAUCAGGGUCGUCGAAUGUAGAUCCACUUCUGUUUAACUCUUACAAUGAGCUGAUUCAAGAAUAUCCAGAGCCAAUAGAUACAAAUGAGUGGGAAUCAAAUAACGAAGCUCGUGAGAGAAUCGAAUCCAGAAUCCAGGUCUUAUUUGAAACUGACGAUGAAAAUAUACAAGCUAUGAAAGAAUUGAUACGGGAACAGAAAAUCAAAAUGACUACGAUUGAUGGUACAAAACCAGAGUAUAAAGUAUUUAGGGAGUGUCUAUCAACCCUUAUGUUUUUAAAACAUAGAAAUAGAUCACUUUUAGAACAAACAUUUGUAGUAAGUAUUGAAACUGCUAACUGGUUGCUUCAAAAUGGUUUUUGUUUUGUUAGUAAAUUUAAUCGUAUUUGCCCUGUUCACAUUUAUUUAUAUCCAAAAUCCGUUCAAAACUCUUACAAAAUUGCCAGGCGUAAGGGUACUCUUUAUCCUGUACUUCAUAGGGCUUACAUUUAUUUUAUUUGCAAGGCAGAAUAUGUUAAAACGUUCAGAAGAAAUCCUCUCAAAUUUGUCACCAGUAAAGCGAUUGAAGCCUACUGUGAAUAUCCAUUGAGAAUAAGUUUUAUAGGAGGACCUAAAUCAGGAGUCAGUACGCUAGUUGCUAAAAUAGCUAAAGACAAUUGUCUUAUAAACAUAUCAAAAGGAUUAGCGAUACGGAGAGUUUUAGAAAGAAUGCCGUGGACUGAACAGGCUACUAAGUUGAGGUCGCAGUUAGCAGACGGAGAAUUACUUGAUGAUGACGUUAUCAUAGAUGCUAUACAAACAGCAGCUAUUGAUCAUCGCACAGUUACUUACGGGUUUAUUUUGGACGGCAUGCCCGAAACACCAUAUCGUGCUAAAGCAUUGGUGAAACUAGGACUGUAUCCGAAUAUUAUAUUUGAUCUGAAUGUCAAUAAAAUCAAAGCUGUCGAAAAUUGCCUUAACGAAGUGAAUUAUGACAAUUUGAAAUAUUUACCACCGUUUCCAAAACCGCUUAUUGAGAAAAGGUAUGAGAAUUGGAGGAUACGGACUUUUAAGAUUAGAGAAUGGAUAACUGAUGAUUAUCAAAACCUUACUGUGAUAAACGCCAACCAAUCGAAAUGGAAAGUUUUUAAGGAUGUUGACGACUGCAUAUUUGAAAUUGCUGAAAAAAUUCAUUUUUAUUUAGUCCAUGUUGAUAAAGGGAUCGUGCGUGCCAUGUGGGUUUCUAAUGAAAGUUUUUCUGAAAGGCAAUCCUCAUACAAAAACCUAUGUCCAGUAUGUUUUAGUAAAAAAGUUUACAGACACAGUGAUUUCCCUCCGGACAAGAAAGGAAUAGUUCAGUACAAAAAUACUUUUUACUGGGUCUGUGAAGAACAUUUAGAGUCGGUUAUGAUGUUCCCACAUUUUUACUUGGCGCCUCAGGAUAUAGAAAUCCCUGAAAUUCCUGCAGUGGUAAAAUCGAUUAAAAAGCAGUUUUUAUACGAAAAAGGAACAUGCAUUGUCACGUACGCCGAGACCUUACCAGCACAAAAAGUGGUAGCCGGUAGUCUUGACUACGCUUGCCGUUACCGUCAAAAAGCAUAUUUAUUUUGUAGCAAAGAGUGCCUUACUAAGUUUUUAGCGAAACCUCAUUUAUAUUACGAUAUUCAAGUUUUUAGAGAAUCAAAAAACUUUAAGAAACUGAGUUUAAAAAAUUUGCCUCACCUUGGAUAUUUAGAGCAAACGAUAGGGAAUGUUUUAACUGAUGCAUGUUGUUCUGUCAAUGUAUUAAGACCGAAAUAUCCAGGUCUUUCUUUUCCCUUGUCUGCAAUCAUUUUUAUAGCACUGUGGUUUAAGGUCAACAACCCCCUGAUGGACAAAGAAAAGAAGGCACUCUAUCAUAAAGCACUUGUCGUAUUUGAAGCUCGCUGCAAAAUGUUGACACGCGUAGGAUUGGUUUUGAGAUCAAUGAACAAUCCUUUUACGUCAUAUCCUAUAUGUCACCAUGCAGAACCGACUCUACGACCAGUUGAACAAGAAGAGUUGUGUUCAGUUACAAUACAGGCACCAGCAAAUGUACACAAAUCGUCAAUUUAUGUUCAAAAACACAAACCUUCAUUUGUUCAGUCGGAUCGGCGCUUACAUGUAUCAAGUUCAAUGGCGAGAACUCACGAAUAAAAUGUUUUUACAGGUUACCUAUCAUUAUUUUACAUUUGUUUUAC
Molecule: messenger RNA, 6275 nt
Organism: Trichoplusia ni (cabbage looper)
Lineage: Eukaryota; Metazoa; Arthropoda; Insecta; Lepidoptera; Noctuidae
Product: adenylate kinase 9-like
Exons: 1
Coding region: 142-6231 (2029 amino acids)
Biological process (GO): nucleobase-containing compound metabolic process
Cellular component (GO): cytoplasm
Molecular function (GO): ATP binding; AMP kinase activity
Source: RefSeq, a predicted model, not a curated record